AGCCACAAAAUGGCGGCGGCGCUCGGUCCCGCCUCGCCCCGCGUCCCGGGGCGCUGGCAGCCGGGCGGGGCUUUGCUCCCCGCCGCCUUGCCUCGCCUCGCCCCGCCGCGGUGCCGCCCGUCCUUGCCGGCCCUCGGCGCUAUCCAGGAGCCCCCUGCUCCCGGUACUGCCCCGGGCUCCCCUCGGGGCAUCGCCCCCUGCGCAUCGCAUCGGGGCGCGGCGCAUCCCCGGGGCGCGGCGGCGGGGAUCAGCGGGGCAGCCAUCUAAUGAUCUGUAUUGAGUUACGGAGCUGUGAUAAAUGAAAGAAGCCGGUAGAGCUACAUUGCUUAGUAAAACUACAUUACACUGAGAUUAAAACGGGGGAAAUUUAUGGAGAAGAAUUUUAAGAAUGCAAAAAUCAAACUUGGUUUAGAGCCUAGGAAAAGGCUCUAAAUGAUUCUCCAAGAUGUUUGCAAAAGCAACGAAGAAUUUUGUGAGAGAAACAGACAGUGGAGGUGACUUGAUCCCUGUCUCUCACUUGAACGCCUCCGACAAGCUGCAGCUUCUCAGCUUGGUUACAAAGAGGAAGACGUUCUGGUGCUGGCAGAAGCCCAAGUAUCAUUUCUUGACAGUCUCCUUGAGUGAUGUGCUUACGGAAGACAAACCUAUAAAACCAGUGAUUGUGGAGUCUGACUUCGUAAAAUACAUGGGAAAAUUUGAAGAUUUUGUUCAAGGAAGUAUUGAAACUUCAUUUGGGAAGAUCAGCCUGGGAGCUGGAGGGAAGGGCUAUGUGGAAAGCCAGUCCUCCUUUGGAAACCUGAGGAAGCAGGAGGUUGACUUGCAGCAGCUUAUGAAAGACGUCAAGGACAGAAUGAUAAAUAUGAACAGUAGUUUACUGCAACAAGUAAUAGAAAGAAAACGUGAAGUACUGUGCAUCUUGAGAGAGAAGAUAGUAACAACUCAGAAGUGUACAAUAGCUGAACACAUCCAGACAGAAGAAAAAAUCAGUGGUCUGCUGGGAUGCAGUACGAAAACAAUAAAGGUUUCAGUGAGUGACAGUGGAAGCACGGUGAAGGAUUCUAGUGUGAUCCUUGAGAUUCCUCCUGCAACCGCUAUUGCCUAUGGUGUGAUUGAACUAUUUAUAAAGUGCAAUGGCCAGUUUGAAUUCUGUCUGCUGGAUGAACAACAAGGAGGUUUUGAAAGAGAAAGCACAGAAGGCUCAACUUAUCCCCAUUCAGCACCGUUCAGAGAUGCCUUGUUUCUGUAUCAGCCAGAUGCUGUUGAUAAUGGGGUGUACUCUGGGGCUAGGAACCUCGUUCCCAGUGAUGCUUCUUUAAGUGUAUUGAAACAAGAUCUAACAUGGUUGAAGGCUCAGUUCCAGCCCUUUGCGAAGCUCCCAGAAGAAAAGCAAAGAGCUUUAUACAAAAGCCUGUGUGAACUCCUGCUCCGUGAAGAAAUGGUAACUGCCCUGGAGGAUGUGUUAGAUGAUAUCUGCACAGGAGACAAGCCAGAUCUGAAGGAGCUAAAACCUGCACAACAGCAAGACCUGGUUGACUUCUUGCAGCUCUUAGGGUGCAGUAAUGAGGUAUUGUUGCAGAACUGUCAGCUUCAGGAUGAGGAAUUGGUCUCAGCUGCUCACCUCCUCAUCAGUGCUAUCUCUGAGCUGUCUGAUUACACUCUUGUCCUGCUCCGUGCCUGCUGUGAUCUACGGGUUGUUCCGGCAUUGUGUUGCUUGCCUAAUAUCGCUUCAGCUGACGGCACCUUGGCCCUGAGCAGUCCUUUGGUGGCAACUCUGACUGACACAGGAAGAUUCGAUGUCGUGCAAAGGCUUUUUGCUUCAUCGAGCAUUAAUUUGGAAAUGACAGAGUCUUCUGUAAGAGUUGUCACUGCGAGAGAACCUUGCUUCUUCCCCCUCCUUCUUUAUGUUGCACUGUACGGACUUCAUAGUUUAGGUGGGACUGCAUAGGAGCUUUGCUGAGCAGUCACUGUCCCAGCCUGUUCUUUCUUUAGCUGUGCAACAGCCCUGAUGUGUGUGAGCUGCCAUGAGAGCAGCUGAGUGCUGGGGGGUCCGCGGGGGCGAGGCAGGCAGCAGCGAGCCCUCGGCUGCUGUAAGAAGGUGAGCUGCUGCUCUGCGAUUUCGCUAAGGUACGUCUGCAGUGGAAAAUACAUAAAUAAGUAAAUAAGGAACGCAGGGGAGGAAGGAAUAAAAUAAAAAAAGCCAAGCCUGGAACAGAAAUUGAACGUAGCUGUUCUGAUAGUUGUCAGAUCUGCAGAGCGGUGGAAGCCUGAUUGCUCGCAUUAAUAUGCGUGGGAGAAAGCCGCAAAGUACAAACUGCUUUGUGUAAGCAGGCUGUGGAAAUCCAGGGUUCUGCAGCGCAAUGUAUGUUUUGCUCAUUUGAGACCUGAGGUGCAGAAUGCCUUCAAUCUGGAGGAGGUGAAAUGGAGGGCUCUGGAAGAGGUACUUAAUUAGGUUUUCAUUUAUUAAGUGUAGUUUGGCAUCAAGCCAUGUGAUCUGCACGCUGCAGGAAAUAACAAACUCUUUUUUUCAAAAAAACUAAGACCACCUCAGGGAUUCAUGUUUUCAGCUCUGUUUUCAGCUAAGUUUUAGUAAGUGUAGCAAGUUUCAGCUGUUCAGAUUGCAUUUUGAACUUUCUCUUUGAGGUAUUGUGAUGCCUUCUGGUAUGUGUGUACGAAAUGUCCCUGCAGCACUCCACCACAGCAAUCGUUUUAUCCGUGUGACAUUUUCAGCGCGGGUGUUUUGCUUAUGCCUUUGACUAAUGGCGAAGAGUUAGCAAAGUGCUUUGUGCUUUGAGCUGUUUUGUCUUUUUUUAUCAUGCUUUUCUGUGAUCAUGUGAAUGGGACAGAAGCACAGCGGAGAUCACUGUAAAUACGGGCUGGGGAAGAUGUUGUUCCAGAUAAAUGGAAUAUUGGUGCUUUCAGGUAAGACUGAGAUGGCUGACAGGGAAGUAAGCAGGUGAGAGCUUCCAGGGAGAGCUGGUCAGCGACCCUACAAAAAGGGUGGCAAUCCUGGCUUCGUUUUUCUGCCCUGUUCACAUGUGGUCUUGAGCAGAUCACCUAAGAGGUCUUGAAAAGCUCAUGUCAAGUAAGCUUUCUCUGAGAAAAUGGACUUUGCAAAAAAAAAAAACCACCCUGGUUCCUUUCCCUACCUGAGAGCGCAAGAUACUUCUGCAGAGUGAACUGUUGGCAUUUCUGUGUCUCGUGUGUACAGUGAAGCUCGUGGUGUUGCCUGAACGUGGCACUGGUGUAUGUGGAAAUGUCCUUUGGGGGGAAAUGUAGGAGUGCUUGUGGGAGUUGUGCGUUUGUAAAUGGGAGGGUUUUUCUUCUGCCAGCCACUGCUCAGAAGCUGCCUCUGUAACUAAUUUAUCAAAAAUUUGUAUUAAAUGUUGUAUGAAAGCAAUAGAAUGACUUAAAACUCAA
This is a messenger RNA of Oxyura jamaicensis (ruddy duck), 3417 nucleotides long. RefSeq names its product gasdermin E (gene GSDME). The record is from RefSeq and is a predicted model, not a curated record. Gene Ontology annotation, biological process: programmed cell death. The transcript has 12 exons. The coding region runs from base 446 to 1945 and encodes 499 amino acids. Lineage: Eukaryota; Metazoa; Chordata; Aves; Anseriformes; Anatidae. Gene Ontology annotation, cellular component: cytoplasm.